This is a messenger RNA of Hydatigera taeniaeformis, 2343 nucleotides long. NCBI's taxonomy places the organism in Eukaryota, Metazoa, Platyhelminthes, Cestoda, Cyclophyllidea, Taeniidae. The record is from the annotation of a GenBank genome assembly.
AUGCCUAUCAAAACUGUGCCGGAGGGUGUCUAUAAACUUAGCAAAGAGAAACGUGAUGAUAUUGAAAUAUUUUCCGUCAAAUUGACAGACUCUGCUCUGAAGACUCUCGAAACCAUCUCUCCCAAGCAGAACUUGUACAUCCCGGGGAAGCAAGCCUGUAUUUCCUACGAGUUGAGUAUUUCUCCUCUUCAUCAGACUUCUGAUGGAACCCUAGAUGUUAUCCAAUUCUUAGGGCCACGUGCAAUUAACUUGGGAAGGGCAGUUUCAAAGCUAACAGUUCAGGCGAAUGCUGACAGCUUUUCUACCGCGAAAUUAAGAAUGGCCGAAGCUGAGGAUCACAGGAAAACUCAUUCAAAGUCCACAGUUGUUUCACACGUAAAGCGUUCCUGUAUGCGCGAGGGAAGUUUGAAUCCACGUUCCGUCCCAACUCCACCCAGCUCUCGCAAUCCUGAUUCGAGAAUCUCACCUUCAUCCGCUGCUCGAAGCUGUAGUCCAUCAGUGGUUAAUGCGUACAAUAGUCCUGCUACGACCAACAUUGAAGUGGGGGCGCGUUCAUUGCGGGACCGCAUCAUCCAUUUGCUUGCCGUACAGCCAUAUCAGCGGGCAGAACUUCUCUUGAGGUUAAAAAGGGAUGGACUAACUGAAGAACAGAAAGAUAACGUUGAUAGCAUUCUGAGCAAGGUGGGGCGGUCCGGGAGGCAGGGUGAAUACCGCCUUUCCACAGCGUUUAUUAAUUUGGUCGAACCGAAUUGGCCUGCGUAUUCUCCAUCGGAACGAUGUAUUGUUGCAUCUCUUAAAGCAAGUCGUUCUGUUUUUAUUGGAUUUGGACAUGUAUACAUAUCCAAGCACUAUGUUGUGGCGAUUGUGACGCGCUUUCAGGCUAAGUUGUCUACGAAUUCUCCGAGUGGCACGAACAAUCGCUCUUCCGUAGAGGGGAGCGUGGCUUCCCGUGUGACGCCGAGCAGUCGACAGAACUCGCCCAUCGUAGCACCACCAGCGGUAGCGUCGAUGGAGGACUUUGGACGGAAGCCGACGCGUGCCAGCGCUCCUUCGGCACCGCAUGCACUUAGCAAGAAGAUUGCUGCGCUGGAUCUUCUCGCGUCAGGAAUCUCCUUGGCUUCCGUUGCUGCUCAGCACGGAAUCACCCCGACGUUGCUGGAGAGCUGGAAGAACAACGAGACAACCUUGCGACUGAGAUAUUCCCAGCGCCGUGGUUGUACGAUGCCCCAGUCCACUGCUGCACCACUUUCCUCGACCCAAGACGCGUCUAAAAAUGCUACAUAUUCUGGUUUCGUUGCCAAAAACAGUGCCAACACGUCAAAACCCAGUGCCCCGAAACGUGCCCGACUCUCAUCUGAUGAAAGUGGCGUCCACUCGUGCGGUUCCACAUCCUCAAUCUCAGGAAAUUGUCCUUCUUUUCAAUCCAUGUCUUUCUCUACGAAUCGCCACUCUGGGGCAACUACUGCUGCUGCUAUCCCUCCUCCUGUCAAGCCCCCAUCAAAUUCUCUCAAAGAUCCCUCUCCAGUGAGCCUUGGGAAGCACUCCCCCUCGAUUCGGAAACGACCCUUUGAUGCUCUCCUCUGUGGUGGUCGUGAUGCUGGUGACAGCGUCACAAGCGGUGGCCACUCGAGACGAACUGACUCUCUUCCCCCGCGCCCCGUCGAUGAUCGUCCAAAUGGAUCUCAACAGCAUCAUCCGUGUGACCGAGGCAGCGAGACCAGUAGCUGCGGCGACAGCUGUAGCCCUCCUGCAGAGGCGACUCCGCUGUCGCAGUUAUAUGCUCGCUUACCAGUGAUUGAUUCUAAGUCGGGUAUGAUUCUUUUAGAUAAGGGACAGCGACCCUAUCCGUGCAACGAGGAGAAAACCUCUGACCUCUCUGAUGAAGACUAUCUCUAUGAUAGCGUUUCUUCCAAAAAUGCCGAAAUUGAAAGACUGUAUCCGGCGAUUUCCAAUGCUAGUCAGGCAGCAGCUUACCGCGAAGCCUUUGAGUCACUAUACCCCAAAUACCUGCGCCUUUAUGAGCACUUUCGUGUUGCUUGGGACAAGGUCAUAAAUCUUAAGGAGCGGAUACUGGCUCUCGCCGGUGGUCCACACGUGGCGCAAAUGACUCGAUUGGCGACAGAAUUAGACGAAUUUCUUAAUCGCAUGCGAAAACCUGAAAGGCGUGAUGAUGAAGUACGUCUUCUGGUGAUGACUUUUAAGCUACAACAUCUGAAACAACGUCUAGCGACAUUCGCGUCUCAGAAAGAUGCCUCUGGGACUCCCUCUUUUCGGAGUUCUGAUGCACACCUUAGAAAACCUCAAAAUCACAAGGAAUUCCUUCGGGCCGGUGCGUCCGAUUGA